Molecule: messenger RNA, 624 nt
Organism: Triticum aestivum (bread wheat)
Lineage: Eukaryota; Viridiplantae; Streptophyta; Magnoliopsida; Poales; Poaceae
Exons: 1
Coding region: 56-340 (94 amino acids)
Source: RefSeq, a predicted model, not a curated record
UUGCUUGUAAUUUAUAAGGUGAUCAGAGGCAGCAAAGAAACACACACAGAGAGAGAUGGGAUCCUUGGGCCCUGCAGUGAGCGUGAGCAUGGCCAAGGCCAACGGCGGCACGGCUGCCGUCGGUGGCCAGAAGCAGCAGCAGAAGCAGGAGCGCGGCACGUUCAGCUGCGGCUUCCGGAUACCGCUGCACUACCCGCGGUACAGGAAGGCGGACUACGAGGCGAUGCCGGAAUGGCGCGUCGACUGCCUGCUCCGAGAGUACGGCCUCCCUGUCACCGGCGACGUCGAGGAGAAGAGGAGGUUCGCCAUGGGCGCCUUCCUCUGGCCCGGCCAGCAUUGAUUCGCCUUUUUACAUAUUGCCACUCGGAGCAGAGGCCGAUCAGCAAGCUAGGGCCUAGCAGAGACUGAUCAGCAAUGGCAGCAGCAGCCUCACGUCCCCAUGUAUGCAGAAGACCUCGUGCCGAUAUUAUAUUCCUAUCUAUCACUAAUCAUAAUCUCCAAUUAUCCAUAGAAAAAAUAUGUUUCUUGGAGGUUGGAGCAGUUCUGAUGUUCUUACAUGUAAGCAGUACUGGAAGAAGGUGUUGUUUCUGAUUUUCAUACGUAUAAUAUAAUGCUUUCUGUGUA